This is a messenger RNA of Physella acuta, 3059 nucleotides long. RefSeq names its product zygotic DNA replication licensing factor mcm3. Gene Ontology annotation, molecular function: single-stranded DNA binding; ATP hydrolysis activity; single-stranded DNA helicase activity. The record is from RefSeq and is a predicted model, not a curated record. Lineage: Eukaryota; Metazoa; Mollusca; Gastropoda; Physidae. Gene Ontology annotation, biological process: double-strand break repair via break-induced replication; DNA strand elongation involved in DNA replication; DNA replication. Gene Ontology annotation, cellular component: MCM complex; nucleus.
UGGCGCGACGUUAACUGUAUUUGUUGGUAGGGCCCAGCUUGUUACUGGGCUUAUUUUGUAUUCAUUCAAUAUCCUUUUCUGUUUUGAUUGUUUUUUUAAAUUGUUCAAAAACAUAGCGUUGAUAAGCAAUGGCUACCGAAGUAGAUCAACACUUAAGGCAAAUUCAGAGUGAAUACCUAGAUUUUCUAGAUGAUCAAGAUGACCAAGGGAUAUAUCACCAGAAGGUUAGAGAUAUGGUGGCAAACAAUGAUGUUCGGAUUAAAAUAAAUAUAAAUGAUCUACGCCGAAAAAAUCCAAAACGUUGUAAUCUACUUUUAAAUGAAUCUUUUGAAGAACUCAUGUGUUUCCAGAGGGCAUUGAAAGAUUUGGUAUCUUCAGCAGAUCCACUUUAUGGCAAGCAACAUGAAGAAUUUUUUGUAGGCUUUGAAGGAAGCUUUGGUGACAAACAUAACACACCACGGUCACUAACUAGCAAGUUCCUGGGCAACAUGGUGUGUGUUGAAGGCAUUGUGACCAAAUGUUCAUUGAUAAGGCCUAAAAUUGUAAGAAGUGUCCAUUACUGUCCAGCAACUAAGAAAACAAUUGAACGCCGUUACGCAGAUAUGACUUCUCUUGAUGCACACCCCACCAGCGGAGUCUACCCCACUAAAGAUGAAGAUGGAAAUCUUCUUGAGACAGAGUUUGGUUUAUCCGUUUACAAAGACCACCAGACUUUCAGCAUUCAAGAAAUGCCAGAGAAGUCGCCUCCAGGUCAGCUGCCAAGAUCUGUUGACGUUAUAGCAGAUAAUGAUCUUGUUGAUGCUUGCAAGCCUGGUGAUAGAGUUCAAGUUGUGGGCAUGUUCCGUUGUUUGCCAGCUAAGAAAAAUGGAUUUACAACAGCAACUUUUAGGACAGUGUUGAUAGCAAAUAGUAUUUCAUUGCUGAGUAAGGAAGUUGAACCCCUUUUUUCUGCAGAUGAUGUGGCUAAAAUUAAAAAGUUUGCUAAAGAUAAAAAGCAUGAUGUUUUUGAAGCUUUGGCUCGUUCGUUGGCACCAUCUAUCCAUGGCCAUGAAUACAUUAAAAAAGCUGUCCUGUGCAUGUUGCUUGGCGGAAAUGAGAAAGUUUUAGAAAACGGAACUAGGUUGAGAGGAGACAUCAAUGUGCUUCUUAUUGGUGAUCCAUCUGUUGCAAAGUCUCAGAUGUUGAGGUAUGUGCUGUAUACAGCUCCACGCGCUAUCCCUACUACUGGUCGAGGCUCUUCGGGUGUUGGUCUUACAGCAGCUGUCACUACAGAUCAAGAAACAGGAGAGAAACGUUUGGAAGCAGGUGCUAUGGUUUUGGCAGAUAGAGGGGUUGUCUGUAUUGACGAGUUUGAUAAAAUGUCGGACAUUGAUCGAACUGCCAUUCAUGAGGUGAUGGAACAAGGGCGGGUCACUAUCGCUAAAGCUGGUAUUCACGCCAAGUUGAACGCCAGGUGCAGUGUCCUUGCUGCUGCCAAUCCAGUUUAUGGACGGUAUGAUCAGUUCAAGACUCCAAUGGAGAAUAUUGGUCUGCAAGAUUCACUUUUGUCCCGUUUUGAUUUGCUGUUUAUUGUAUUAGAUAAGAUGGAUCCAGAAUCUGAUAGACAAAUAUCAGAUCAUGUCUUGAGGAUGCACCGCUACAGAUCUGCAGGAGAACAGGAUGGGGAUGUUCUGCCAAUGGGGAGUAGCACGAUGAUGUUGGCCACCCAGGAUCCAGAGGCUGAGAAUACUGAGAACCAGGAGACCCCUGUGUACGAGAAGAGGGACACAUUCCUGCAUGGCCCUGGGAAGAGAGGAGACAAGAUUGUCAGCAUGCAGUUCAUGAGGAAAUAUAUCCACAUAGCAAAAAAUGUAAAACCUAUACUAACAAGGGCAGCUUCAGAUUACAUAGCUGAGGAGUAUGCCAAGUUAAGGAAUCAAGACAAUCUUACACAGGAUCAUAUUGCUAGGACACAACCAGUAACUGCUCGAGCUCUGGAAACAAUCAUUCGUCUUUCCACUGCACACGCUAAGGCUCGGCUGAGUAAAAAUGUGGAACACAUUGAUGCUCAAGCUGCAGUGGAGCUGGUGGAGUUUGCUUAUUUCAAAAAGGUGUUGGAGAGAGAGAAGAAAUCUCGCAGAAGGGCCAAAAACAGUGAUGGGGAAGAAAGUCAGGAUGAGGAGGAAGUAGAAAAAAGCCCAGCUCCUAAAAAAGCGAGAACAGCUAGAGCAAAAAAAUCAGCUCCAAAAGAAGACGGAAGUGCUGAUCCAUAUGAUUUUGAAGAACUUGAAGAAGAAAGAACAGAACCUGCAUCGCUGGAAGAAGAGCGAAGGAAACGACGCGCCUCUGGAUCAGCACCAUCAACCCCAGUGUCAACACAACUGUCAGAUGAAAGAUUAAAAGUUUUCCGGUCCUCACUGUACCAGCUGUACAAAAAAGAGCGGGCCCAAUCAGUUCAGCUGGACCAAAUAAAAGCACACAUGUCAGCGGAGCACAAAGACACGCCCUUUUCUGAGGAUGAAAUCAUGUCCGCCAUUGAUAAAAUGAUGGAUGAAAACCAGGUCAUGCUAUCAGACAAUAUUGUGUUCUUGGUGUAGUCAAGUGGUUGUCUUGGUUACCAGCUGUGUUAGUGUUUAAGCAAGGAAGACAACUGAUCUAUACCACACAUCAACAUCAGUGAUUCCAGUUCUUGUGUUGGCUUGUGGUAUUGCAAAGAAUGAGAAAUUUAAUAGUUCAGCAGUUGAUUAAAUUAUAAUUGUUUAAAAUUAUUAAUUUUUGUCAAGAAAAAUUGUAUUUAAGUCUACUGAACAACUUCUGGCAUAUUGCUGAUAGAUGUAGAAUUACAUUGUUUUUGCUUUUGUACAUACAGUCAAGCAAUUUUUGCAUUUGUUUCCAAUGAAAUAUGUUAUUCCAUUAUUAUUUUUUUAUAACCUUUUUGUCUAAAACAUUAAUUGUAGAUCUUACCAUCAUUGUCAAUGUUUAUUUCUGGGCUAAUUGUUUUGUUUAUCUCAUUUUUAUAUUUACAAUUUACUUGUGACAUAGUGUAAAAACAAUAACAUUUUAAGUAAAAUAAAUGAUUU